GUAUUAUAAUAAUGUAAUUUUCAUUUAUUUGAUAACAACUUCAAUUAUAUUAUAUAUAUGUAUGAUUAUGCAUCUUAGAAGUAAAGUAUAUUGAGCCAUAUAUCAAUAUUAAAUGUUUAGGUGUAAGUUAGAAUUUUAAUCUCCAAGCCGAUAAAUAUUUUCUUAUGACCGGUAUGACGGUUCCAGUUUGUUCGUUGAACAGUACAGGUGAUAUUUAUCUAUUAAAUCAGGAUUUGAUUAAUGCAGCAAAUACUGCUAUAUAUUUAAAUACUCAAUUAAAUUCAAUGUAUUAUACAACAUUAAACAUGACAGAAUUAAAUGAUUUUCAAUCAAAUAAUUUACCAUUAUUGGAACAAUACAUUAAUGUACAUGGUACUACACAUAUGUCUUAUUGUUCACGUGUGACAAGUUUUAAAUCCAAUUUUUAUUUACGUAAUAUUUUACAAACUUAUGUACAACCAUUUGUAAUAUUCUUUACAAUUAUAACAAAUUGUUUAAUAUCAAUUGUAUUAAAUUAUCCAACAAUGCGUAAUUCAACCAAUAUUAUAUUAUUAGGUAUAGCUAUAUGUGAUUUAUUAACUGUAUUAUUACCAUUACCUGUAUAUUUAUGCUUUUUAACAAGUAAUAUAUUUUCUGAAAAUUUAACAAUAUUUAAAGGAUAUAGUGUAACUUAUUUAACUACAAUAUUACCAACAGUAUGUCAUACAUCAUCAAUAUGGUUAACAGUAUUAUUAGCAUUACAAAGAUUUAUUUAUGUACAAUUUCCAUUAAAAGCAAAUCAGAUUUGUUUAUGUCAAUGGAGAUCAGUUCAAUUAUUAAUUAUUUUAACUGUAUUCGCUGGUUUAUUAUUACAAUUACCGCAUAUGAUUGUAAUGCAUUUUAUUAAUGCAUUAGAAUAUUGUUUUUUAUCAUCGACAUCCUCAUCCUCAUCACCACUACCACAAUCAUCAUCAUCCUUACCACCAUCACCACCAUCAUCAUCAUCAUCAUCACCUUCACCACCAUCAUUAUCAAUAUCAAAUUAUUUAUUUGAUUCACAAUUUAUUUCAUAUUUAUUUAAUACUACUGAUAAAAUAAAUCAUUAUAAUUAUAUAAGAUUUCAUAAAAUUAAUUUAAUGAAAUGUACACCAAUGAGUCAAACAAUAUUUUUUACAUUAUUAUUAAUACGUGUAUUAAUUGUCAAUUUAAUACCAUGUAUUAUGUUAACUAUAUUAACUGGUUUAUUAAUUAUGGCAUUAAGACGUUUUAUACAAAAUAGACAAAAAUUAUUAAAAAUCAAUAAUAAUAAUAAUAAUAAAUCAAUAAUAUUUUAUAAAAAUAAUAUAAAUUCAUAUAUAAUCAAUAAAAAAUAUAAUGAAAUAAAUCAAUUAGAAAAAUCUGAUCAAUCUAAUCAAAAUGAAAUCAAUUUAUUGAAUAAUCAAUUAAAAUCAAUAAAAAAUAAUAAAAAUUUAAAAAAAAAUCAUUACGUCAUAAUUUAACUGAUACUGAUUCUACAUCCAAAAUGAUGCUUGUUAUAUUGGGAAUAUUUUUAUUUACAGAAAUACCAACAACAAUAUGUUUAUGUAUUUAUGCAUUUAUAACAUUAUUAGAUAUUUAUCCACCAUCAGCAUUUUAUCAAAUUGUUGAAAUCUGUAAUUUUCUGGUGAUAUUAUCUUAUCCAGCAAAUUUUUUUGUAUAUUUGGCUAUGUCAAGACAAUUUAAAAAUACCUUCUGGAAAAUAUUCUAUCAAUUACGUCGUAAUAGUAAUAAUAAUAAUCGUACUACUAUUGAACAAUAAAAUUAUAAAUAUCAAUGUCAACUCAUUUGAAUAUGGGACUCAUUAUUGUUCAUUUUAAAUUGAAUGAAAAGAUGUUUUUGCUUUGUUUUUGUUUUCUUGCCAUAUUAACAGUAAAUGAAUAAAACAUUUUUAUAUACUCUUGUUUAUCUCUUCAUCAGAACAUAAUAUUUAACAUAUAGUUCAAAUGAAUUAUUAUUAUUAUUAACUUUCCUCCUAAUUUCAUUUGUAUACAUUGAAUAAAGCUAUUUGUAUUGACUUGUUUUGAUCUAUAAUAUUAUGAUAAAUUGAAUUGUAUGAUACCAAUUGUUUACUUCAAUAGGUUAUAUAAGAUAAUUUACAGAUUUGUGAUUGGCUAUAGAUACUAGUGUGGUGUGUGAUACUGAUAGUAAUAUGUAUCAUUAAUCAAAAGUGAAAUGCCUAGAGGUAGAAGGUUAAAAAGAAUAAAGAAAAGAGAACGAGAACAAACAAUGAUUGGUGUAGAAAUGAAAGAACAAUAAAGUUUGAGAUGAUUGCUUUAUAUUUUGCAAAUGAAGUAUUUACUGUAUGAUUCUCAGGUUUUACUAAGAUAUUCUGUAAUUUUGUAUUCAAAUACAUUUGAUUGUCCC
Messenger RNA from Schistosoma haematobium, 2382 nucleotides. RefSeq lists its product as uncharacterized. Gene Ontology annotation, cellular component: membrane. Gene Ontology annotation, molecular function: G protein-coupled peptide receptor activity. The record is from RefSeq and is a predicted model, not a curated record. The coding region runs from base 165 to 1478 and encodes 437 amino acids. Gene Ontology annotation, biological process: G protein-coupled receptor signaling pathway. Lineage: Eukaryota; Metazoa; Platyhelminthes; Trematoda; Strigeidida; Schistosomatidae. The transcript has 4 exons.